Patella vulgata (common limpet) is the source of this 12012-nucleotide messenger RNA. Its product is annotated as splicing factor, proline- and glutamine-rich. Gene Ontology annotation, biological process: regulation of DNA-templated transcription. The transcript is spliced from 13 exons. Lineage: Eukaryota; Metazoa; Mollusca; Gastropoda; Patellidae. The record is from RefSeq and is a predicted model, not a curated record. Gene Ontology annotation, molecular function: RNA binding. Gene Ontology annotation, cellular component: nucleus. Bases 89 to 1816 code for a protein of 575 amino acids.
UCGACGCCAUUAGAACUGCUUGAAAAGAACGCGUGUCUUAUUUUUCCGAAACAUAUUUUAAGUUUUCUUUGUUUGGUAGGACAUACAAAUGAAAAUGGUGGGUAAUACACCUCAAAAACAACAGGGCCAAAUGAAAUCAGAGCCCAAAAGUGCGGAGAAAGGUGAAAAUAAACAAGAAAAGCCCGAUCACAAAGGACAGCAAGGCGGCGGAGGAGGUCCUAAACAUUUUAAUCGAGACAAUCGUGGUGGUGACUUCAAAAAUGAAAGAAAUCGAAGUUUCGGUGGGAACAGACGUCAGGAUAACAGAGGGGGAAAUGGAGGCGGUCAAGGAGGAGGGGGAGCUGCUGCUGCUUCACAGGCACAAUCAUCUGAUGAUUCGACACCAGCCCCACCUAAAAAAUUUACUGGAAGAUGUCGGUUAUUUGUUGGAAAUCUUCCCCUUGAUUUCACGGAAGAUGAUUUUAAAGGUUUAUUUGAACCCUUUGGUGAACAUUCAGAAGCCUAUGUUAAUGGAAACCGAGGGUUCGGUUUCAUCCGCAUGGACUUUAGACACAAUGCUGAGGCUGCUAAAGCUGGGUUAGAUGGUACUACUAAAAAAGGAAGAACGUUACGUGUACGAUUUGCUACCCAUGGUGCUGCUUUGAAAGUGAAGAAUCUUCAUCCAACCGUCUCAAAUGAAUUAUUAGAACAGGGCUUUGCACAGUUUGGUGAACUGGAACGAGCUGUGGUUAUUGUUGAUGAUCGAGGCAAAUCUACUGGGGAAGGCAUUGUUGAAUUUGUUAGAAAACCUGGAGCUCAACAAGCACUCCGACGUAUCAAUGAAGGUGUAUUUUUGCUAGGAACAUCUCCACGUCCAGUUAUUGUUGAACCAUUAGAACAGAAAGACGAUGAGGAUGGCAUGCCAGAUAAAUUCAUCAACAAGAAUGACCAAUAUAAAAAAGAAAGAGAAAAGGAGCCUAGAUUUGCACAGCCAGGAACUUUUGACUAUGAGAUGGGAAUGAGAUGGAAACAAAUGGAAAAUUUAGAAAAGGAAAAAUUGGAGCGAGUCAAGAAAGAAAUGGAGGAAGCUCAAAUAAAAUUAGAAGAUGACAUGCAAAAUGCUUUGUAUGAUUAUCAAGCUGAACAGAUCCGACAAGAUUUAAUGAGACAACAAGAGGAGUUAAGAAGAUUAGAGGAAUUGAAACAACAAGAUCAAAUGAGAAGAAGACAGGAGAUGGAAAUGAGAAACCGAGAUGAAGAAAGAAUGCGACUAGAGGAAGACCGCAGACGACAAGAUAUGAUGAUGAGACAGCAGAACAUGGGACAAGGUGGACCAGGACGACGAGGCCCUCCUAUGAUGGAAGGUCGUGGUCAUGAUGAUGGCAUGAAUGGUGGUCGUCAAGGAGGUGCUCCACCCAUGCAGCCCCCACCCAUUCCCCCAGCAGGCAUGGGGUUAAAUCGCCCAGGAAAUCAGAAUCCGUCGUCUGGACGUAAUAUUAAUGAUUUGAACAGCAAUGAGGUUGUUGACUGUCAAUCAGCAGAACAACCUGACAGGCAUCCAAUGAUGGGUGGCAAUUCUGGUGGUCAAGGAAGAGGUCCAAGCAUGCCAGGUGGUAGUGGAAAUCAAGGGCCAAUGCGUCAGUCUCGAUUUGAUCAGACAACGCCUAAUUUUGAAGGUGGUAUGGGUGGGCCACCAGGCCCAAGAGGUAAUAUGUAUGGCGGUAAUAUGGGUGGGGGCCCGGGUAUGAGAGGAGGAGAGCGUGGAAUGAUGGAAAGACGCAGAGAGGGCGGCCAAAAUGAAGACUUCGGGGAAUUAAAGAGAAUGCGGAGAUUUUAAGAUGUACUGAAAAACAGUGAAAUGUACAAUUUGACUAUAUCCAUUUGUAAAUAGAAUCAUCAUCAUUAUCCUUGUUUUUGUUGAUCGUGAUCUGUGCUCGCUGUUCCAGCUUCAUUUCAUAGAUGUAUUGUCACGGAGGAAAUAUUUUGAUAAUUAAUAGAACUUUCAACAUUAUGAACUUUAAAACAAAGCUGUUGUCAAACUUUCAAUACUUUUCCUUCCAACAUCUUAUUUCAAUUAUAGAAAGGUGAAUUUUAUUAAAUGAACAUGAAUUUCAACAAAAGGAAAAUAGAAACAUAAUAUGGUUCAUCCAGAAUGUUAGGGCCAGAAUAUUUAUAUCUUUGGCGUCAUCGAUUUUACAUGUAUACAUAUUCAUCCUGAAUUUUAAUUAUGAAUUUACAAAGAGGCUUCCCUGAAACAUUGAACUCAGAACAUACAGGUAUAAAGUGAUCCUUUGUUGAUAACAGAGCAUGUUGAUGAUCUUAGAUUUUUUGUUUUAUUAUUUUUAUUUAAAACUUGUCAUUUGUUUAAUUCAUGUAAGUACCCCCAAAUUAUAGAACUAUAAUAAUGUUAUUUUAAUUAUCAUUGCUAAACCUUGGUCGUACAUUUUAUAUAUAAAUAAAUAUUGUAGUAUACAUGUAGCUAUCUGGGUCUGUUUUAAUUAAUAUUUAAUAAUUAUAGAAAAUUAGAAACAAAUCAGUUUUGGUUGACUAAACACUAAAUACUUGAAAGAAUGUAGAUAAGAUUUUGAUUAGUAAGAGGGAUGUCCUUGAAGGUGGAAUAUUUUGCAGUAUCUUAACAUUCUGACAAUCAGAAAUAGCCGUAAGCUUUAACGAAAAUAGCAGAACAUUUGUAAUGCCUGUGAAGAUCAUUCAGGAUUUUGUCAAUUCAGGUUGGAUAUAUUAGUAUAUAACCAAUGUCAUGUGUGUACAUUUUGAUGCACACUAUUUUUGACUGCUGCAUUUUAUAUGAGUAAUAUUAUUUACCAAUGGUCGAGUGAUUUAAGUCGGACGUUAUUUCUAAAUCUAUUAAUAUAGAUUAUGUACAUGAAUGUAGAACAAAUGGGGUGAUGUGGUGGGAGAAAAACAUGGUGUAAAGAAAUGCACUACAGAUGCUUCACUUGGAAUCCAGGCAUGGGUCCAUGGGUCAUUCUCGUAAUUCGUCAGAAUUUGUAAUAAAAAAAUUGGGAGGGGGGGUGUAAUACAUCUUGGCCAAGUCUUGAGAGGGAGAAGAGCCGUAAGUUGAUUAAAAACUCAGGCCUUCACCUCAAAACUGAUGUUAAAAGUAAACAGUUUACAUCGUCAUCAAUUCUCUUGUCCGUCAUUACCAUCCUGUAUAAUUAAUCAGACCUACAUGAUAAUAAUUGUCCAAUGAAAUUCCAAGAAAUCAUAAUCUGUGUGGUUCGAUUCAUAGUUUGAUAAUAAUCAUGUCAUGCAUGUUAGGAACGGGAUAUUGACAUUUUCUGUUUCAUUUUAUUAUCAAAUUGAUAUCAAAUCUUAUAAUCCUGUCGUGCAAGCCACCUGGAUAUAUUAGAAUUAAAUUUGAAACCCCUGGAUAUGAAAUCCGUAAUACAAAUCGGCCUACGAAUAAAUACUAUGAGACGAAUUGUCCCAUAUCUCAGCUGUGAAAUAAAAUGGCAGCAAAUGUUCCUGCCGCCCCUAGUAAGGUGGCACACCUGCAACGUCUCCCAUUUGCACGACUUGGGCAUGAGGAUUUUUUUUUUUCAGUUAAUUUUUGGGAAGGCGCAAAAUCAUGCCUAGGAGUCAAACACUUGGAAUCAUGUCUUCACUGUUCACUCGCACAAAGGAACUGUGCAGAUAUUGAAAAUCGAGCCAUGGUGGGUAAGAUGCUGGCUCGUUAGCUUGGAGAUCACGUGUUCGAUCCCUGCAUUGGCCAAGAAAGUUCAUCAGGACUGGCGUGCACGUAAAAGAUCCCUUGGCAGUUAGAAUUCGGUGCAAGGGUAGGCCAUAGUGCCGCUGCCAGGGAUAAUUUCCCGCAUAGCACACUGUAUGGCAUAUGCCCAUCUUCAUUAGCCCAGUCGGAGCAGAACAGUAGGACGUUAACCCCAUUUCAUUUCGAUAUUGAAAAUCCCGCUUUUCAAGAAAGUAAUUGCUGCUGUUAUCUGAAUUAAUCCUCAUCGAUUUGCUUGUUAUUGAAAGCAUCCAUAGAAUCAAGUACCGGGGUCGGUUAAGAAAUAAUUGCAGGUUGGCUUAUAAUGCCACUCAUGGGCCUAUAACUGAUUUGAUGGGUUUACGAAAGCAAUGUCAAUGAAACUUAAAUAUAGUAAGUAAAUAUGAAAUCCAUGAAAAAAAAAUGUGCCACAUUUGUGGGGGAGUUUGUUGAAGUGCAGGGUUAACUGGUGAUUCUUCGAGCAUAAUAUACUGCUGUUUAGCCUUAAUUGUAAGAGUUUGGACACUUCAAACAGAUCAAAACAAAUAUGUUCAGGAUUCUUUCAAAAGGCUGUCAACGAUCUUGAACAAUCACAUCAUGUUGAUUUAUCCCCUGGAUUACUGAUAGUUUUCUAUAUAAGGUGAAUUCCUGUCAGCUGUUGUAUUAAUGCAAAAUUGUAACCGUACAGUGUAGGUUGGCUUAGAUUUUCAUUCUUCUGUAACCAUGUCUGUUGUCAGGGUUGUGGUAUUUUCACAAAAUUAGCUCUGCAUGUUUCUUCUCAAAUCUGAAAAGAAUAUAUUGCACAACUCUUUAUUUGAGUUUGCCUUUGUCCCAUCACUAAAAUUUAGAGCUGAAACUGAUUCAUGCAUUAUUUUACGAUUUCUAAGUGGCGUCCCUUUCUGAAAGGUGCUCUGUUAGGCAUGCAUUCGCCCAGAAGCUUUCAAUAAUCAAAGCUGAAGUUCGGAAUUCACAAAUAUUGACAUGGUAGGUAUGCUGAAGGAUGUAUAAUUUGCUUAAUGAGCAACAUUAAAGGAAACUUAUCUUAAUACACCCUUAGAUCUGCUGGCCUUGUUUUAAAAGAUAUUUCCCCAUAUAUCAUUUUGUAUUGUUCCUUACACUGCCUAGCAUUUGUGAUAGAUUGUAUUUUUCAGGAGAAUGAAGAUCCAAUGUCCAGACAAUUUGAUGUGCUUAGAACAGCAAAUUAAGAAAAGAAAUCAUACUUGUUUCAUUUACAUUUUGUGUUCAGAUUGUUUCUAAGAACAUUUAAGAUCAUGGUUCAUUUUGCAACAGUAUUUCUAUCCAAUUUAUUACUUUCUUACCCUUGAGCUACCAUGUAGUACAUGUAAGUAAAUGAUCAAUAAAUUUGUAUUUUAUCUGCCACCAAUCCAUUAAUCAAAAGAAUAAUCAAUCAUAAUUGCCAGGGCUUUAUUUGCGGAAACUGGAUAUUGAGCACUAAAGUUGUAAAGAAAUUAAUGCUAUACCCAAGUGUUUUUUCUCUGAAAGUAGGUGAUGGUGGAUGUUUCACAUCGAUUUGAUUUUAGUAAAAAUGUGCUGAUUGCGAUGCAGAUGAAAGCUGCCAGUCUAUGGGCACCUAUCCCUUUAUUAAUAGUCAUGGAUAUCACAGCCUUGUAGUACCUAUCCUAUGUACCUGGAUGUUGUAUCCCACAAAAUAUCAAUAGUACUAUGUAUCAUUGAAAUACCAGUGGAUGUAAUUUGUAAUUACUAUGCAGUUGCUGCUAUAUUUGGUAAUUGUCAAGAGUUACAGGAAAAUGUAAAUGCACACUUCUCUACAGCACUUUGUGAGGGGCGUGUCAUACCAUACUUGAUUAAUGCAUGUUAACUGAGCCAAACUCUUGUCAUUUUUGUCCCCUGCCUUUCGAAUAAAACGGGGCGACUAUUAAAAUGGGUCUGUCCGUCAAAUUUUUUGGGACAUAACUCUACUAAUAGAGCUAGAAUGUUCAAACUUUGUAAAGGUAUUUAUUAGGUGAAUGCCUUGGAGUUCGCUGAUGAGACUUGUUUAAUUUCAUAACAUCAAUACAUUAACUAAGUUCGGUAAUGAGAAUUUUCUGCUUAGGGUAAGCAGACCGAUAAGCAAUUUGAUUGGUCAAGAUUUUGGAACACAUAUUGAGGUAGAAUGUUCAAACUUGGUGUAAUGUUCAUUAGUUGAAUGACUUGAUGGAAUUCCAUGAUUAACAUUUUCUGCUCAAGCUAAGCAAAGCUAAGCAAUUUCAUUGAUCGAUGCUUUGGGAUAAGAUGACUUUGAUUCUAACUGAUGGAGAGUGAUGAAACUUAGUGUAUAGUUUCACUACCAGGUACUUCAAAACCUUGACUGAGUUUAAUUGUGAACAUUUUAUGCUUUGACUAAGAAUAGAUAAUCAGUUUGAUUGCUCAAUACUUUUGAAAAAGAUAAAGUUGGAAUUUAUCAAUAUGCGUCACCUAUUUAUUUAUGGGAUAUCAGCGGGGGACAUCAGCCUCACUGUUGACUUGUUAAAUGCAGAAAAGGGGUUUCUUGAGUUUGUGGGGUGAAUAUACAUUUAAAAAAAACUGCAGUUUGAAGGAUGCACAAAGUAAUAAACAUCUAUGGGUCACUUGAUGAUUUUUGGGUGAUAGCUCUAUGAAGAUUUGCUGGAGAAACAGUGGAAAGUUAGAAACCAUAAAUUAUUAAUAUGGAUUUAGAAAAGGUAUUAAUUGUAAGAGUACACAUGCCUAUAUUCGGUUGCUUACCUCUCAUAAAUGUUACGGUUAAAGCUUUCUUGAAUUAUCCAUAUCAAAUCACUGAAUCAAAGACAGUAUUUAUUUAUCCAUUUUCAACUGCUUCCAGAGGAAGUUGGUGGGUGGCAAAUGCUUGUACUAUUCAAAAGGGAAGUCUUACUUUAAAGAGGCAAAAUUGGGUUAUUUAUGCAAACAAUAGACAUGUUCUUUGGAUGAUAUGAGACCUAAAUGAGCAUAAUUAGCAGUACUAAGCACCAUUAUAACUUAAUUUGUAUAUUCUGAGCUGAUUUUGAGGGAAAAUGAAAAGAGGGUAGGGUUAUUUAUUCAGUACAAUGUAUUUAGAACAAUCCCAUCUGAAGCUAGUAUGUCAAAAUAAUGUACAUACUGAGAACUGCUACAUGCAUAACCUGUAAACUGAACCUGUUCCAACCAGUGGGAGCGAAAAAUUAACCAAGAUUGAGGUAUGUAUUUUGUGUUUGUGUACAAUUUAGUGUUGAAAACCAAUUACAAAAACAAACAAAAAACCCAAACUAUUGAGGUUUCUUUGGCAUACAUGUACUCUUAACAGCAAAGUAAUGAAGACUAUCGACCAGUGCAAAAAAACUUAAAAUAGAAAUGUUUAUCAUUGAGCUCAAGUGACCAGCUCAUACAAAUAGAAAUGAUUAUUAUCAUUGAGCUCAAGUGUCCAUCUGAUACCUUACAUUAAUUUAUGACAGAGUUGAGCAUUGGCCUGUCUAGUAGAGGAUGUCCUGAAUUAAAAUCAUGACACAUGCUAAGAACCCUCAGGAUCUUUUGUGUCUGAUCCUCACUUGUGAGGGUUGGCAUCUGACGAGGAACGUGUACAACUACCGGUACCCAAAAAAAAAAAAAAGUGGUCCACUGGUGUACACAUUUUCAUGCUCGUAAAAGAUCACUUAGAAGUUGGAAUACUAUAGAGUUUGUGGAAAUGCAGCUCUCUGGGCACUGAAAUGUAAAUUGCCAUAUUGGGUCUCAAAAAGGCAAAAAAUGUUAUACGCCAUGAUUCCCGCAACCAAUGCAGUCCUUAGAAAAAUGUUAAAAAAAGAAAAUUGCUGAAUAUUGAUCCUGUUCAAAAUCAUGUCCUUCAUUUUGGUGCAGCAGUGGACACUAAUUUAUGGGAUUGGCAUACAGUUGCUGAUUUUAAAAAUGAAAUGUUUUUAAAAUUAAUGACAUUUAAUAUUGUUUCUGUUCUAAUAUUUUGAAAUAUUUCUGUCAUACCUUUCUUUUUCGUGUCUUCGCUCUAUUAAACAAAAAUAAUUUAUUUUAUUUAUUACUUCAUAUUAUUUCUAAUACAGAAAUUUUAAAACCAGAGUGAAAUUGAGUGGUAUAUGUGUUUAUCUUUUUGAUUGAGCAAUGCUCCCACUACAUUAAUGCAUAUUAUCAGAUGAGUCACACUUACAUGUAUUUAUUUGUAAUGAUUCGGUUUCAGACCCAUGGGACAUAUAUUGAAAUAUAAAUCAAUGUAUUAAUGUCAAGCUGUGUAUGGCACAUAUAAAGUACUUACAUAUAUGGUUGUCCUGAUGGUGCCCAAGACGGAUUGUGAUUGAAAAUAUGACAUUUUCAUUUAAAUAUUACAUAGCAUAAUUCUCAACUCUUCACGUUUUGUACCUUUGAAAAUUCAGAAUUUAUUAUGGAAUUCAUUAUUUUCUUAAAGUAAAAAGGAAAACUAUUGACAUUUACAAUGAUCAUUAUCUUUAACAUUGAAUGCACCGACCCACAUUCUAGGAACUUGUGGCUAUGCUUGAAGUUGGUCUGAUUGUGAUAAUCUGACAGAACAGUUACCUACGAAUAAUUAUUUACUGUACAACCAAUUUAUAAUAUCCUCAACUAUUAUUGUACACUGGUUUCUCAAAUCAGAAAACCCAUGACUUGAAACAGAAUUUAAUUUCAUUUGUUUUGCAAAGUGUGCUGCAAGAUUUCAAGGUUUUUUCCUGUAGUAUUUUCAUGUCACCAAUCUCUACCAUCGGUUUUUAUAAAUAUCCAUUUUGGCUCAAGCCAGAACAAUGCAGAAUUAGUUUUUAAACAGUACUUAAUGUGUUGAUUGUGAUAUAGGUUUCUCACAAUGCUGUUUUUGUCUUUCACACAAAUGCUUCGGCCUUUCAUAUUUAUGAUUUCGAAAAUUUGAAAGGCAGAUAUUUAUACUUAGAAUAUUUCAUGACUGACAAUUCCUGUACCCCAUGGAUGGUUGUACUUGGCAAUGUUUAUGUAGAUAUAAAAAAAAAAAAAUUUUGUAGGUAUUCAUUUAUUUACUCAUUUGUUGAUUUAAUGCUAAACAUCUGAUACUGAAAAUUUGUUAAAAGUCUAAAGCAGAACUUUGUGACUUUCCUUAUAUUUUAUAACUGAAGCUUGGUACACUGGUCAACUGCUUUAAGUUUUUGAUAAUUUUAAUAAAUGAAAUGUUUACUGAAUUGUUUUCUUAAGUACAUGUAAAAGGUUGAAAAACAAAAUUCCAUUCACAUCACAAAUUGUUGACCAUUGGUAAAGUCAGCAUGUGAUGCAUACUGGUCAACAAUCAGAGCAGAACUUACUAGACAUGGCAACAGUUUUUACCUGGAUUUGAGCUCCCCCAACUGAGAAGUGCUAUCAGAUGUAGACUUUGAACUGGGUGCACCAUAUACGGUAAUAUAAUUUGACAUCAAAUUCCGAAACUGAAGUUUCUGAUGUACCAGUAAACCAUUGUAUACAGGAAGAUAAAAUGUUAUUGAAAUAAUUUGUGGAUGUUCAAGUUUCUAAACAAGUGAAAGUGUUAAUGCAAAUGUACAUGUAACCAAGAUCUUAAAGUAAGAAAUUUAUUUUGAUUUCACCCAAGAUGGUAAUUCAUCCAGAAUUGUAAGCUAUUGUUUACAAUGUAUAGUGCGAUUAGGCUGGCCUCCAGUCUGGAUAAAAAUUGGGUUUCUUUUUUACAAUUUUUGUCUUUUUUUCGAUGACUGGACUGAGGUCGCAGAAACCAUAUCUUUAAGUAAGUCAAAUGCAUCCCUAUGUUGCAUUAAAAAAACAUUUAAAGAUACAUUAUGGGAGAUUCGAUAACGAGUUGGCAGUUCUCACUAUAAUAGUUAAAAACUAGAUAAUGUUAAGGUAAUUUGCUGAAAAUUUCAUUCAAAUUGAUCCACUAUAAACCAAGAACUAAGCAAUUGAUAUUUCCGCCCAGCCACGAUCAUCAUUACUAAAGUCCAUACAAUAAACAGCAUAGUCUCGAUUAUCCAUUUAAUCGUGAAGGAAAGUUAUGCAGUAAAUUGACUCAUAAUCCACUAAAGAUCGCAGGCUAGCGAUGCCAUCUAGAGUUGAUGAUGGUCUGGAUAGGUUAAUUAAUGUCUAAUUAAUAAUUUAGAUAACAUUUCAGGCCUAAAAAAAGACCUGCAAUAGACAGAUUUAGCUCUUGCAUAAUGUAUGUUUAAACUAAAAGAUGAGAAUUUCAUUUUUUAGAAUAUUUUAUAAUAAAUGUUAUUGAAUAUUAUAUAGGAUCAUAAAUCUUCAUUAGGCAUCACUUUCAGCAGCACUAGUUGAAUUUUAAAAAAAACCACUAAAGAUUAUGACUCAUAAACUUGAGCAAUAGGUUGACUGAUUUGUCACAGAUUUUGUGUAGAAUAUAAUCAAACAUCCUCAGUUGACUUCCCAAACACUAAAUCCAUGUCAGAAAUAAAGUGCUAUCUUGUGUUCUAGAAAGAUUAAAGGGGGGGGGGGUAUAUAGCAUGUCUUACCCAUGGGAAGAAUAUAUUGAGAUCCAGUACCAAGUAAAACCUUAAUAUUGCCAUUUUUGAACUAUCAAUAUUCAUUACAAUACUUUUACUAUUUGCAUUGUUGAUUAAUUACAUUUAAUCUAUUUCAAAUUGUACCUAUAUUUCAUUCUGAUUUCAUUAGGAUGGGACCAAAAAAAAACAAGGUGCACAUUGGUGUGCCCAGGACCCUUAGCAGUUGCAAACAUGACUAUAGAAACAAAAAUAGGUGUACGUUAAUCUCAAAAUGACUAGUAUUGUGUUGACAUAACGUUCAACUCUCAGUUCAAUUUUGAUUUAAGACUGUUUCUCCACACUGGCCUACAGUAUAAAUGUUAACGCAAUAACAUGCACACAAAAAAAAAGAACAUGCUAACAUUAAGUAAACAGCUAUAAAAUUCUCUAUGUUUACAAAAAAUAUGUAGCUAUGACGCGACUCAUAUCUGGCAGUUGUAGGCCCUACUUAGUAAUAAUGAUUGCCAUCAAAAUGUAUUGCAAAUUGUUUGUUUUUCAAGUGGUUAUACUUUGUAAUGAUUGUGGGACUGGGGUGGGAGGAGUGAUUUUUUGCCAAAAAAAGCGACUUGAGGUGUUGGUAGCACUUUUCCAUGAUUACUAGUGAUAUCAACAUAUUAGGACAGUGAUGGGCCAACUUUUUAGGUGAUGGGCCAAACACAAAGUUUUGAAACAAAGCCAGGGCCAAACAAGGAUUAUGAAAUAUCAUUUGAAUAAAGUAAUAGGUAAAAAACUAGGUCGAGUGAUGCUGCAAGCUAUAAGUGGACCAAGGUCGGUUAUUGAUCUUACAGAGAGAGAGUAAGGCAUGUUUAGAGCUUGGGCCCAACAAUAAGCAAUUUCGAUUUUUAUUUCAUUUAGAGAUAAAAUUGCUCAUAAAUUCUCCUAUACAGAGAAAGGUUCUGGUGGGCUGGAUUUGCCGUAGUUUGACCAUCACUGUAUUAGGAAGAACUUGUAUAUAUUUUGUUGGGGCCAUUUUUCUAGUUAUCUGAGCUCUCGGAUGAAAAUUUACACUGCAAUUUUUGCAAUCUAGUUAAAUGUCACACCGCCAUGUGUUACUAAAAAGAUAAAAUGUUGUAAAUAUAUAUAUAUAUGCCUAACAUACCUCGUCACUAUUGAAUGAAAUUGUUCUCAAAUGAAUGAUUAUGUCAAAAGUGAUAUUGGGCUCACUGCAAAUGAGUUUUAAUAGGAUAUGAAAAAAAUUAGUCAGUCCGCCGUUGAUAGAAAUUCAAUUUGGCGCUUUUACUGUAAGGAUGCCUAUUAAUGGAUUUAUUUUUCAGAUUGAACAAGCUGUAUAUAAUAUAACUAUGUUACUUGAUUUUAUAUUUACACCCAUGUACAUUCAAUAAUGCAUCAUUCACAAACAAAUAUUUGAAUUCAUUUAUUAGGCCCUUCUAGGUAAGUACACACAUCUCUCAAGAUUAUCUGUCUUAUUUGUAUUAUUAACUUAGUUUUAUGAAUGUAUUUUAGGUAGUAUCAGUUUAUGGUUGAUGUAUUGGUUCCAAUGGUUACCAAGGUCACCCGUUUAACUUUGUUGCCAUGGUUUCUGGUUCAAUUUUGUAUUGAUACACAAGGCAGACAAUGGGUCUCCAAAGUAAUGGUUAUAACAGUGGCAGAUACAUAAGAAUUACCCUGAAAGAUAAAGAUCGAUUUUCAGAAGAUAAUGGGAACCAUUCCACUUCUAAAAGGGAUAUAAUUAGAAAAAUGGUUGAUCAUCUUUUUUUAAAAAAUGAAAGAAAUUACAGAAAUCUAUGGUGUAGAGGAGAGGGAAUGAACUGAAUUUCUCGUGAUGGGAAUGGAUUUGAAAUAUUGACUACGUGUAUAUAUUUGAUUAAUAAAUAUUUUCAUAAAAUA